AUUUUUUGAUAAAAAAAUAGCAAUAUUGAAAAUAAAAAAUAGAAGGAUGAAAAUGAGUGGUCAAAAUACUCAUUAGGCAAGAGUUACGGGGGUUUGUGUGUGAGGAAAACACACAAAGAAUGUAAGGGAACUAAUAGAUGACAGAUGCUUAUAAAUCGGACUAGAAACGUGGAUGAAAUGUCGAAAUUACUGUUACUAAACUCAUGGGCAUCCCUCUAGAUCGAAAAAUUAUUGUAUGGUCCCGAACUAUUAAUCCUUCGUAACAAUAGUUAAGAUUAAGAGCACGAAUUUGUACGUGCGUUAUUUGAUCAUUCAUUAGGAAUUAGAGAAAAAAAGCCCUUAAUAACACAAAAAAAAGUUGUGAGGAGUUAGAAUGGCACACGAACAAAUGAAGAGGAUUCCGGAAAAAGAAAUAAAAAGUGGCGGAGGAAGUGUUAGUAUUAGUAGUGAUAAUAACAAAGAUAACGGACGUGGUGGAGGAGGAGGCGGAGGUGGAGGAGGAGGAGGCGGGGGGUUCAAAUUCAAUGCACAAGCGGCGGAAUUCGUGCCAAGGUCAUACACUACUAGUAGUAGUUAUGGCAAUCAUCAGAUGUUAUCGACGGGGUAUUUUUACCCGUGUGUGCAAUUUUUACAAGACGGGGAUCAUGUUAUGGGAACCCCGUCUACGGAUUGGUACUAUGUUAGUCCUUCGCCCCCUCCUUCCCCUAGUAACAAUAAUAGUAACACAAAUAAUAAUAAUAAUAAUAAUAACAAUAACAAUAACAACAAUAAUGGUAACGAUUUAAGUCCGGUACACCCGUCCAACUUCUCCAAUUCUCCAACUUCACAAUCUCAAUCUAGCUUGUCUCGGUCGAAUUCCCUCAAUGAUGAUCUACAUCAAAAGAUCGUCAAACAGGUAGAAUACCUAUUCAGUGAUCUGAGUUUGAUGGCAAAUGAUACAAUGGCAAAACAUGUAAGCAAAGAUCCUGAAGGUUAUGUUCCUAUUCCUGUCAUUGCAUCUAUGAAGAAGAUUAAAGCCCUUGUUACCGACCACCAUAUGCUCGUCCAAGCACUUCGCUCAUCUACGAAACUUGUUGUAACUAAGGAAAACAAGAAGGUCAAAAGAAGAAGCCCCUUUACAGAAACUUACAGAGAUGAGCUUCAGUGUCGUACUGUAAUGGUUGAGAAUUUGCCUGAUGAUCAUUCAUACCAUAACCUUGAGAAAAUAUUUAGUGUAGUUGGCAGUGUGAAGGCCAUCAGGCUAUGCCACCCCCCGGAAGCUAAUCCUUCUCGGUCCAAAAACGAAGCUAUUAUCAUUAGUAACAAGCUUCAUGCACUUGUAGAGUAUGAGAAUGCCGAAUUUGCAGAAAAGGCGGCUGAGAAGUUGAAUGACGAGAGAGAUUGGAGAAAAGGACUUCGAGUUAGGGUCAUGCAACGACGCACGCCAAAAUCUAUCCUGAAGACCAGAAAGUCGGACUUUGAUUUGCUUACUGAUGAUGAUGAAUCGACACAUGGUGAAUCGCCUAAAGAAAUCUCCCAACCAAAUGGUUCAGAAUUGGUUAAAGAAAACAGUCUUGGUGAAGAAAGUUCUGGUGUCACAAAAAAAUUGGCAUCACCACGAGGGCGUGCUAAAACCAAAGGACGAGCUGCUCAUCAAAGUCUAAAUGAUCGUGGCUUGCUUUCUUCUCCUACACAUUCAAUUGGUGUCUCGCAAUGUGAUACAUUAACAACAAAGCUCAUCAACAAGGGACCGCGAAUGCCUGAUGGCACUAGAGGCUUCACUAUGGGACGAGGGAAACCAAUUAGAACAUCCUCGACUCCAAGCUCACCUGUGGGGUGAAACAUAGACAACAAUAAUGAUAUGUAAUUUGGUUGUUGGUUCAUUCUUUUGUUUGCGAAGUCCAUUUAUUAGUCGAGUAUGUUGAGAUUGAUUACUAUAUAUUCAUCAAAAAAGAAACAAAAAGAACAAAAAAAAUGAAAACAAAGUUAAAAUAUGUAACACAUUUUGUAAGACAGGGUUCUUGAAGAACUUCUAGGGCUGAUAUUACUUGAUAAUAAGAUUUCACGUUCUUUC
Molecule: messenger RNA, 2053 nt
Organism: Chenopodium quinoa (quinoa)
Lineage: Eukaryota; Viridiplantae; Streptophyta; Magnoliopsida; Caryophyllales; Amaranthaceae
Product: la-related protein 6C-like
Exons: 10
Coding region: 374-1819 (481 amino acids)
Biological process (GO): RNA processing
Cellular component (GO): nucleus
Molecular function (GO): mRNA binding
Source: RefSeq, a predicted model, not a curated record